GCAUCGCAUGUCGCCCCGCAGGCGAUGAGCCGUGGAUGGCGUCGAGAUUGGAACUGAAGGCCAGCAGCCAACCUGCUUUCGGACGGCGAACUGCUGUUCGGUUCCCAUGUUGACCUUUCCAAAACUCAUAGCGGGCAGAUAUUCGUAGAUGGGCUGCAUGAUCCGCGGUAACCCUUGUCGAGGGGUCAUCCCAUCUCAAAAGACGAAGCACAUGGGGUUGGGCAUGAAGCUGGAGUGUUGCCAUCUUGCCGGAGCGUGCGAAGCGGGAACCUUCAGUCUUCUCGAACGAAGUGGGACGCGAGUUGGAGGCUUGAUGCCGGCUUGAUCUAUCCGUACGAACCCAAUGGGCCAAUUAGCCAGUUGCACCGAGAGUCCGCUGCGGCGCCACCUGCCGUUGUGCUCAUGCUGGCUAGAUUCCUUGCAAAAGAACGUCUGGGCUGUCGAGAAGGAGAGCUCGAGCUUCAGGUGAAGUCGGGUUCGGGUGUCACGUCAAUUGCCAGGCCGAGGGCAGAUCCCAGCGUGCAGGAGAAGCUAGAGUAGCUAGAGGCGGAGAUUUGUAUCCUGGAGACGGGAGAACGUUCAUGUACUUCGUAUAGUAGAAUGCGAAAUAGCGAGAGGAUGUUUAGAAGAAAAUGGAACGUUGACGAGCAAAGCGAGAGUGUAUCCGUCCGUAGAG
Molecule: messenger RNA, 676 nt
Organism: Colletotrichum phormii
Lineage: Eukaryota; Fungi; Ascomycota; Sordariomycetes; Glomerellales; Glomerellaceae
Exons: 2
Coding region: 149-325 (58 amino acids)
Source: RefSeq, a predicted model, not a curated record